Molecule: messenger RNA, 3270 nt
Organism: Hyaloscypha bicolor E
Lineage: Eukaryota; Fungi; Ascomycota; Leotiomycetes; Helotiales; Hyaloscyphaceae
Exons: 4
Coding region: 280-2937 (885 amino acids)
Biological process (GO): DNA-templated transcription; regulation of DNA-templated transcription
Molecular function (GO): DNA-binding transcription factor activity, RNA polymerase II-specific; DNA binding; zinc ion binding
Source: RefSeq, a predicted model, not a curated record
CUUCCAUCCUGCACAUCUUUAUCCCCACAACUUCGCACCCCUCACACAACCCUCUUCUUCUCUCAACACUUUCUCGUCGACUGUCAAAUCCGCCAUCUCUCCAUACCGCGACCAUUCGACGACGAUACGACUCGACCGUCUCUUUCUCUCGACCGCUGCUUGACAACAUUUGAUGGGUUUGGGAUUCAUGCGAAGUUGCGACUGACUGGGACCCCGAGAGAGGACGGAAUCCGUACCCCCGUGGCAAAAUAUCUCCGGACACCAUUCACACUCGACAGAAUGCCUGGAAUACUUCCUAUGAAAGUGAUCAAGGUUGGGUCGAGUUCGCAGAGCCGGAUUGCCCAAGCCUGUGAUCGCUGUCGCAGCAAGAAGAUACGCUGCGAUGGCAUACGACCCUGCUGCUCGCAAUGUUCCAACGUCGGCUUCGAGUGCAAGACCAGCGACAAGCUCAGUCGACGAGCGUUCCCGCGUGGAUAUACCGAAUCGUUGGAGGAGAGAGUACGUGCGCUAGAGGCUGAAGUGAGGGAAUUGAAGGAUCUGUUGGAUGAGAAGGACGAGAAGAUCGACAUGCUGUCCAAGAUGCAUCAGAACCGUCGCCCGUCAACAUCGUCUGCCCCAAUAGCUUCGGAAUCUCGAAAAGAGAUGGUUACUACGCCGCCGAAAGAAGAUGUGUUCCGCGUUCAGGCGUCACCGUUGCUGCUUGGAUCAGAAAACUCGGAUUCGUAUUUCAUGGGAGCAUCAAGUGGUCGAGCUUUUGUCGAUGCAUUCAAGCGAAGAAUUCAGGAGAGCGGAAAAUCCCUCGCCGGUUUCAACACCGAAGCGUUCCUGAACAUUCAGGGCGACAAGACCCCCAUUUCUCCAGCCUCCGUGUCUAAAACUUCAACUGCACCGCCUCGCAUGUUUUCCGAUAGAUGUGUGAAUGUCUUUUUCCAAGAGUGGGCACCGCUAUUCCCGGUCCUUCACAAGCCUACGUUCCUUAGAUUGUAUGAGGAGUACAUGUCGAACCCGGACCAGGUCACCGAGCCACACAAGCUGGCACAGUUGCAUCUUGUCUUUGGUAUUGCUGGAUUGUCCAGUGAUAUCCCUGACCGCGAUCAAAUUGCUUUCUGUGAGAAUCAAUGGCACAUAUCCCUCGAAGCAGUGCUUAUGGACAAUACACUUGUAACUCUUCAGUGUCUGAUCCUUGCACUCGUUUAUUGCAUUUCUAAAGCCGACUACAAUCGUCUUCAACAUUACAAAGGAAUCGCCAUUGGACUUUCUCAUCGUCUGGGAUUGCACCAAAGCCAAAAACGGUUUUCAUUCGGCGUUCUUACUAUCGAAACACGGAAGAAGGUUUUCUGGACGCUCUACACUGUUGAUUGUUUCUCCGCUGCUCUCCUUGGUCUACCAAAAUUGUUGAAAGAAGAAGACAUCCAUGCAGAGUACCCAUCAGACACCGAUGACGAGUAUGUCACCGAAAAAGGUUUCCAGCCCACCCUUCCUGGCGAAUCCACGAAGAUCUCCAGUGCUUUGGCUCUUUUCCGUGCCUCGCGUAUCCUGUCCAAGGUCUUGGAUCAGAAUUAUCCGGCUGCUGCAACACAUGAUCUCUCGCUUCAGUCCCUCACUUCCCUCGAGACCGAGCUCAACGAGUGGUCGGACAACCUCCCAGCUCAUCUCAAGCUCACAUUCGUUCAAGAUAAACCGUCGACAGAUGUCACUGGAAGUCGAUCUGCGUUACUUUCUCUCGCUUAUUACUACAUUCGCACUCUCAUCCACCGGCCUGCUGUUGGCUCGACUCUUGGUAACAAGGCAUCGUCGUCUGUCAUCUCACUCGCAGACUCCAGCAAACACAUCAUUCAGAUUGUUCAGCUCCUUGAAGAGCGAAGCAUGUCUUUCUCAUUCUUCUUGAACAAGAACGAGAUGCUCACACUCUGUGGUCUGAGUCUCCUCUAUCAAGGGCUCGACCUUAAGCAAGAAGGCAAAUUAAUGCAAGAUGGUCAACGCUUGGUCGUAUCUGUUAUCCACCUCCUCGAGAAGGCGCGAGCCCCUGGAGCAGCUGACUUCAAGAAACUUGCUGCCUCUAUGAUCAACUUGGAACCACAAUCAAGAGUAUCUCCUGGACGCAGCCCUAACAGCAUGGCCGCUCCUACAAGUGCGAAGUCUACUCCUUCACCACCAAUUGCCAGGCAACAGAUUCGGCCCCAGAUGUACCGUCAAGGAAGUGCUACAAUGAGUGAGGCUGACUUGCUAUCUCAACAAGAGAAGCUCAGACGCGCUGCAGUUCCAAACAUCAGUCAACGUCAGGAUUAUAAUCCUCGGGGACGGACCUCAACAGACUCCACGCGUUCUGAGUCGCCAAUGUCCAAGCGCGAUUUCCGUUCCUUAGCUCAACAGCUACCAACAAUGUUGAAGCCUCGCCAAGUGAAGAUUGAAAAGCCCCCGAACCUAGAUUAUCUCUCCCUUAGCAGCACACCCGUUCCAUCGCAACCCCAGUCUCCAAUUCAAAACCGUACGCAACAGCAACAGCACAGGCAAAACAACCAUGCCCCCAUGUACCAAAACAACCCGUACUCUACUACCAAAACUUCAAGCGUGUCGCCAUCGGAGUGGGAGGCUCUCCUCGGCUCUCUCGAUGGAGGUCAGACGAACUUGUACGAUGCAAUCUAUGGUGGUCCUGCCCUUUCACUUACUGAGAAUACCACCUCAAACUAUGGCGACUGGUCUCCGGAUUCUCAAUGGGAUAUGACUUCGUUUACCAUGAAUGAUUUCAGCAGUGUUCCUGGCGCGGCUCGGAGUGUCUUGAGCUUCAGCGAAGAAAGUUUGAGUUCCGGAGAAGAUCUCUCAGCGAAUGAUUUAGGGUUGGGCGGUAGACCACUGGACUACAGACAGGCUUUAUUACCGCGAUCUGGCUCGGAUGGGUAUCUGCUUGAGGGGCUGGAUGCGACUUUUGGUUUAUAAUGUCGGGAAAUAUGACUGGAGCAAUGGCAUCUUCAUUGGGCUUUUGACACAUUUGUAAAUAUCUCGUAUAGCUGGGAUACAUUGGCUAUGGUGUCGACUCGGCGCUGUGGUUGGGGGAAGUCUCCUUUGUUAAAGCGGAAGAUUUACUACUGUUGGAUAUGGUUUCAUGAUGAUAUUCACCUUGGAGAGUUCUCACUCCAGGUUUUAUAGCCCGAAAAACGUUUACUUUGUUAUGCUCGAUGUACGUUAGUUACAUAUCUAUGGAAUGAGAACCGGAAGUUAAAAUAAUAUUCGUUUUUAUCGGUGAAGUCUGGCUGCAAGUGAGGUGUCUGU